Molecule: messenger RNA, 833 nt
Organism: Aureobasidium pullulans EXF-150
Lineage: Eukaryota; Fungi; Ascomycota; Dothideomycetes; Dothideales; Saccotheciaceae
Exons: 2
Coding region: 15-722 (235 amino acids)
Source: RefSeq, a predicted model, not a curated record
CUAAAUUUUCGAAAAUGGUCAACCGCAACUUCCUCCUCGGCGCCCUCGCGGCUGCCGCAACCACCGCCAUUGCCCAAGACUCCGGAUCAGAAAACAUCCGCUUCGGCAAUGCCUUCUCCCUCGGCGCCACAAACUCCUACAUCAUCGAAGCAGAAACCACUCUCUUUCCAGGCAAGACCCAAAGCGGCGACACCCCCCGCCUCGCCCUCUGGCCCGGUAUGGGCACCGACCAGAACCAACUCAUCCAAGCCAUCGUGUUGGGCUCCAGCGAUGCCCAAGGCGAACAAUGUGGAGGCAAACCUCACGUCAGCGGUGAAUGGUGUGCUUUCGCCAGCGCUCUGCAAGAUGACGUGCAACUCCAAGGCGACACAUUCCCUGUGAAGUCGAACCAAGGCGUCAAGAUUCACUACAAAUACGACGAAACCUCUGGCAACACCACUCAAACCGUGUCUGUGGAAGGAAAAGUCGUCUCCACACUCAGCACGAAAUCCGGCAAGGCUAUCGGCUUUGGCACCGCAGAGGAAGCCCAGAAUGAAUUCAAGGGUGUGGUGUAUGAGCAUUCGUACGUCAACACUACUGUCGUGCUCGCUGCUGCAGACGCGCAGUUUGCUUCUACGGUGGGAAAGACUGGCGCCACGGGUAACUUGGUCACCAAGGAUAACAAGACUUUCAAGGUUGACAAGAUUGUUAUUGCCGAGUAUAGCUUCCCUGCUAGCGUGUAAGGCGGGGAAAGGAGGUGGAAGAACUGAGAAGUGGAUAUGUUGAUCAAGGUUGGAGCGAGAGAGCAGAGUUGAUCUUGUAUCAUGGUAUCGUAGUGAUAUUGUAUUUAGGUG